This is a messenger RNA of Daphnia pulex (common water flea), 1525 nucleotides long. RefSeq lists its product as uncharacterized. The record is from RefSeq and is a predicted model, not a curated record. NCBI's taxonomy places the organism in Eukaryota, Metazoa, Arthropoda, Branchiopoda, Diplostraca, Daphniidae. Bases 1 to 1296 code for a protein of 431 amino acids. The transcript has 7 exons.
AUGGCGUCAUUCAAGGAAGCGAAAUCGUUUGAGACAGCCAGAUCGUCUCUGAUGCAAUUCGUCAGCUUCUUUGUGGAUCCCGUUUGGCUGUCCAUCGACGUGUACUAUGGUUACAAUGUCCCCGAGUUACAAUCGCCGAUUGUGCUGAUGGACUAUGACACCAAAAUCGAGUUGCUGGAGAAAAUAUCUGAGCUGAAAUAUGUCGGUAGCAUUUCCGAUAAAUUUGGCGAAGCUCUAGAAAGAGCUCAAACGAGAGCCUAUAGCGGGCAGGACGUCAUUAUUUUAACGGCAGUUCAAACAUUUUCGAGUCUGAGUACUUGGGUCAAGUCGUACCAAGAAAACAAAGUCAACGCCCAUCUCGUUCAUUUUGGAGUGUCGACGACCAAGUUGGAUAUCGCCCAGCUGACUCGUUACGGCAGUUCGAAUUUCGUGCCGAAUGUCAUCAACAACCGCGCAAUGAGCGCCUACUCAUGGCCAUUGGGCGGUCAAUACCCUUCAAUUUUUGAGCAGUCCAUUAUUCAGAAUUCGUCCUCCGACGUCAACAAGACGGGUACUUUUUACCUGGACAGCCCAGCGUCCAGGUUGCUGGUUUCCCUCUACUACGACGACGAAAACGAAGCCAUCAACGUCAGAUCGUUCACCCUCACUCAACCGAACGGACUGCGAAACGACACAACUGACUUAGCCAUUAUUAAAAAAGAUUUCCUUACAUUUACCUUGGAAUCUGCGCUUGAACCACUUCCUCAGGGUCUUUGGCGAUUUGAAAUCAUUUUUCAAAGAAGUUCCAGUCUGACGGAUAAACGACUGGGCAUCUGGGCUGAGUCUGCCAAUUCGUCUCAAAUCCAGCUGAAGACCUGGAACAGCGCCCUGGAUAACCAACAGCCGUUAGAUUUCACUAAAGCGCCGGUCGGCCUCUACGCCCAGCUGACGCAGAACAACAAGCCAAUUCGAGGAGCCAAUGUCACGGCCUUCGUCUACGUCAGCGACAGUGGUGGAUCGACUUCCAGUUUGCUGGCCGAAAUCCCUUUGAUGGACGAAGGCAUUUCAGAUGUGACUUCCGGUGACGGAAUCUAUUCCGGUUUCAUGAUCAAGCCGUCAAAUUCGUCUUUCUCCUAUUCCGUCUACUAUCGGGCGUACGGCGUCAACAGCCUGGCCGAAGUCGACAAUGGAGUGUACAGCCGACAACCGACGACCGGAAGCGUUAUCCCGAUGUCGGAUCCUGUUCCGGCCGCCAUCCAAUUCAACCGUUUCGAAUACGGACCGACACCAAUGGGGACGCAUUCGACUGGACCUUGACUCUUAUACGAACGUCCCAAAUUCACACAGCGUCAUAAAUCAAUCCACCAGCUAAAAUGUGAACUUGGUCACGCGGAUUGAACGAGACGGAACGUAGUUGACUCAUGCUGCGUAAAAUUAUUUCUGGUUCCACAGCUCUUUCUAUUCAAUAUUCAUGGAAGGAAUUGUUGCUUGCAAAGUUAUACUGCUGAAUAAAGAGACAUAUCAUUCUCAUAUCGGCAAAUGUCAA